AUGAAAACUUGUAAAAGUAUGCGGAAGAUAUAUAUUAACUAAUAAACACUGAACAGUCUAGUUUUGUCAUCUAGUACAGGUUGUCAGUGAUGACAUGGCUUCUAUUGGUGCUUAUAGUCGUCACAAUAGAUUUCAAAACCGAAACAGUAUAGAAGACAGUAACAGCAGUGACAGUGAUGAAAGAAAAAUGGGAAACAACUCUACUGAACUCAAAAGUAUGAGCCCAGUCACGUUGAAAUCAGAAAUGACAAAGUCCAUGGACGACGCAACAGAUUGUGGUCAUUCUUUGCAUGGAAUAAACUUGUCUACAUUAAUGACAAAUAAACAUUACAGCAUUGUUGUUGGUAUUGAAAUUACAAACUUGACAAAUAAUCGUCUGACCAAACCAAAAACAAAGACAUAUUCAGGAUACAUAUCAACUCCCGCUGUUUCAGUAAGACCUGGACACAAAGAAGCAAUGAUAGCACAUAAGCACGGUUAUACAAUGACUGGAUCAAGUGGAAUUGUCUCUUGGCUAAUACAAAACUACGAAAGGCGCCUUGUCAUCGUCUGGAAAUCGCCAUAUUUUAGAAGCAACAGUGUGGGUAUUUGCCUAACGACGGUUGGUAAUGAAACUCAUAACGAUUCCUGGUUCAACAUUAUAAGAAAUAAUCAAAAGUGUAAGAAACAACUGAAAUAUAAAUUUUCUACGUUUGACGAUACGAGCGAUGAAAUAAUGAUUGAUGAUGGCGAUUUUCAGGUAUUUUGUUCCAUGGGAACUAGCAGUAAACCAGAAGUUAAAAUAACACUGCGCCCGACAACAACACAGGAUCAAUCUUUUACAGGACCACAAUAGUUGAUGGAUGCAAUUUUGGUAUCUGUGUUUCAGUUGCGUAGGAGUAGACUGAAAAGUGAUGGUAACAAACUUCUGAUACUGACCGAAAAAACCUUAUAUAAUCUAAACGACUAGGUUUGGAAAUAUGACAGUGAACUCGCUCAUUUUCAUUGUAUUUUAAUUUUUUUUGGCUUAAUAGUCCCUGUGGUGAGGAGUGCGAGCUGACUUUUAUUCCAAUCAUACAGACGAUAUAAAGUAGGACUAAAUUAUUUUAAGUUGAAUAGUAUGUCUAUAUUAGUAAUACAAGUAAAUCUUUCAUGAGUUUUUAAGACUUU
Molecule: messenger RNA, 1149 nt
Organism: Mytilus californianus (California mussel)
Lineage: Eukaryota; Metazoa; Mollusca; Bivalvia; Mytilida; Mytilidae
Product: tereporin-Ca1-like
Exons: 4
Coding region: 95-835 (246 amino acids)
Source: RefSeq, a predicted model, not a curated record